This is a messenger RNA of Helianthus annuus (common sunflower), 629 nucleotides long. RefSeq lists its product as uncharacterized. NCBI's taxonomy places the organism in Eukaryota, Viridiplantae, Streptophyta, Magnoliopsida, Asterales, Asteraceae. The transcript has 3 exons. The record is from RefSeq and is a predicted model, not a curated record. Bases 1 to 615 code for a protein of 204 amino acids.
AUGUGUGCAUGUUUCUUUUCUAAAUGGGAUUUGUUUUCGCCGCAGUUGAAGUUGUUUGAAAAGCAUUGUGGUCUUCUAACCGAGCACCGCGUGAAACAAUCAUUAGCCAACAUAUACCAUUAUGCUCUUCACAAGGAAGCAAUCCACGAAGCAAUUAUCCUAGCCUGUGGCAUGCACAAAAUCCACUCACAUGGCAUUGAUAUGGCAAAUCCGAAAAUAGACUUAACUCCCUCACCCCUUCAUGGCACUUUUCAAUACUGCGGACGUGUUUCUGUCAAUGCACUACCAACACCGAAAGUUGAGAGUUAUGGAAAAACAUAUCAAGUGACGGUGGUUCCCUCAAAAUCAAUCCCUCAUGGACGCCAUAGCAUGAUUCAGAUCUGUUUUCAUCGGAAUGAUUCGUUGGGGUUAUGCCAAUGUGACAAAGACGAUUGGAUGGCUAUUCAAAAGGGUUCCUGGAGUUCCUUUAUGCCACCUCAUGAGAAAAGAAUUGUUGAUGUGAAGUUUGCUGCUGGAAUUUCCCACUUUGUAACUGUCGCUCUUGAUGAAGGUCAAGUUAUUACUCUUAUUAUUUUUUUUUUACUUUGUAUUCCCACAGUUUCUGAAUAUGCGUAAUCUAAUUACAAGAA